CCUUCUUCCCGGGUCAUCCGUUCCACGCGCGUGCGCGAGCGCGGUCCUUCCGUCGCAAAAGCGACCGGAACCGGCGAAUUGGGACGCAAAAUGCGAACGACCCGGUCCUUGAGCCUCGCUCCGUUGAAACCGGUGACGCGCUGAUCAACCAAUGAGAGCCAAGAUUGAAGACCCUCUCAGAAGAACGGACCCCGCCUCCGCAAGAAUACCUGAGACCCAAUAGGUCCUCCGAUUUACGGGCUAGUCGAGCCACCCCGCGAGGUGCCACCCCCCGAAGAGGAUCUCCCACGUGUGAAAAGCUCGCCGGAGGCCGGCGGGAAAAGCGGAAAAAGGGGGCUAGAGUCCCGGAGGAACCGUUAAAUCAACAGGUCCAUUCAUCCCCCGGGAUCCGACUUCCUGGAAGAAAUAAGUCUCGGGCCGUUUAGUCGGCGCCCUUUGAGGCCAACUCGGCGGUUCCCUCCGUUUUCUCUUCUCGAAUUGAGAUCGAUCCGGUCCAGGGCCUCGUACGGCCCCGAGGGACCUCCAUGUAAGCGAACACGACCUCGCAAAAUGCUGGCCUGCGUCUAUCCUCCGGAGAACUUCAAAUCGAAGCCCGCCACCGUGAAGCUGCGACAUGGACGGUCGCGGAGAAAGUCGAAGAUGCACACGAUGAAGGAGAAGUCGGAGGCGAGGAUCGCCGCGCCGAUGAACAAUGAGUUACCUGUGGGCGGGGGCGGGGCUGUGCUGGUGCUCAGCGAGCUUGAAAGCAUGGCAGCCAGACAGCAACGGGAAAUCGCCCAGCAGAGGCGCCUCCUGGAGCAGAGAGAGGCCCGACUCGCCGUGCUUCGGGGCGCACAGGAGCCAGCACAGCAGGACAGACUGGCCAGGCUGAGGCACCGGCUGGAUCAGCAGCAGAGCAAGCUGAAUCGGCUGCGUCUUCUCAGGUCGCAGACCGACCAAUCCCGGGCCAACAAUGCCACGCUGACCUCCGACCUGGACUGCAUAAGGGCGCUGUUCAACGAGAAGGAGAAGGAGCUCUCGCUGGCGGUCGCCAAGGUCGAGGAGUUGACGCGACAGCUCGAGGAGCUCCGAGGUCGCCACAACAGCGGCGGCAGCCAUCUGCCGACCCCUGCCAGCGCCGAACUCGAGAAACUGAGGAGAGAGCUCAUGUACCGGAACAAGAUGAACGAGCAGCAGAACCAGGUGGUGUCGCAGCAGAGACUCGCCCUGGCGCAGCGGCAGGCGGAGAUGGCGUCCAUAGAUGCCAGGAUAGCCCAGUUGCAGGGUCGGCUGCAAAAGAAAAGGGCCCUCAAUCAGAGACUGAGUCAACAGCUCGGCGGGUCUAAUCGCACCGCGGCCAACCCUGGCUUCGCCGACACGAAAUUGGAGUUCAACACCGGGGGCAAGCCGCGACCCGCGGGCAACAUCGCCGCCAUCGAGCCCUACUCCCACAUCCCCAACGACAACGACUUCACGCUCAACAAGAACGACCCCAAGUAUCAGACCUUACCGUACAACACGAAGUUCGCGGUCAGCUUCAAGUCCGCCGAGGACGACGUCAACAAGAACAAGAUCCAGCACAGCGCGAGCGCCUCGCAGAUCGGUCAGAGGUCCUUUCAGCAGUUUGGCCACCAAAUAGCUCAUAGUCAGUCGCAGUCACAUAUCCAGGGUCAGUCGCAGCCCCUGGGAACGAACCAGCAGCAGAACAACCCUCAGGGCUUCGGCGUCCAGACCGGGAACCUCCUGCUCAGCAGCAACAACAACAACAAUAACAACAACAACGGCUCGGUGCACAACAACCUGGCGUCGGAGAAUGCCCUGCAGCUGCAGAACCUCAGGAUCCACGGGCACCAGCAGCAGCAACAGCAGCACAACAAUCAGCAGCAAAAGCAGCACAGCUCGACGAACUCGUCCAACUCGAGUCUGGCAAGUGGUCAGUCGAUUACACAGAAUCAGAACCACCGAAAUCUCCAGACCCACCAGAAGCCGGUGUCGAGCGUCGCUCCGAGUUUCCCGGUUAAGUCGCCGAUCUACCAGACCUCCUCGACGAAGAUACACCCCGUGAUGCCGCAAACCCUGAGUCUAAUCGGGCGAGGCCACCCAGGUAACCAAGGGUACUCGGCAUUGAACACGCAGAACAACAACCAGCAGACCACCGGCAGCCAGGAGUCGCAGAACUACUCCUCGAGGCACAACUAUCCAGGAAUGGGGCAACAAGGGGUGCACGUGCAGACCAGUGGUCACCCUGGGACGUACCAGCAGUCCCAGGGAUCGCCGAACUUGGCGCAGAACUCGAGCCUAGUCGCCGCAGGGGGUCCGAAUUUCGGGAAUUACUCGGCACACAACUACGGUCAGCCGCAAGGCCAGGGCGGGCCGACCCCGGCCAGCAACAACCCCCUGGACCCGCAAAACGAGAGGCUGAAGUUCGACCCGGGGAAGGGGGAGAAGUUCGACCACCUCGUGCCGGGGAAGCACGAGCACCAGGUGAGGUACGACCCCCAGGCGGCGAAGCACGAGCAGCAGGGCCAGCAGAUGAAGUACGAGCUCGCCAACCCUCCCGCGAAGCACGACCAGCAGAAGCACGAACAUCCGAUGAAGUACGAACAUCAGGGCUUUAAACACGAGCAACACCCGGGGAAGUACGAGCACGAGAGGGUAUUCAAACACGAGUCGCUCGCGAAGUACGAUGGAAAUGCUAAUGGCGCCCUACUCAGGCAGGAUGCUAAGUACGAACAGGGCCAGAACAAAUUCGUCGACCAUCUUGCCGCGAAGUACGAGGCGAAGCACGACCAUGCCGCGAAGUUCGAGCCCCCCUCGAAGCUCCCGGACAAACCGUUCGACUACGACAGGACGAAGAGCGACAACGAGAGGAAGGCCGGGUUUCCGGAGAUGAAGACCGAGGACAAAACCAAGCCUGCCCUCCCGCCCAAACCCAGCAAGCCCAAUCCUCCCCCCAGGUUGACCCACCAUGAGAAGGUCGAGGCUGCUGGCGAACUCAACGACGGGAAACCUCCCAUUGUCGGCGGCUCGAGGUCCGAUAAGGAGGAGGAGAUCCCGCCGAUUCCCACGUCGGAGCCUCCGGAGUCGCCAACGGAGACCCAGGUCGGCGGUCAUCGAAUCAUCAAGGCGCGACCUCUGACCCUGAAGAAGGCCCCGCUCUCGGAACAGCCCAAGCUCCGUUAUGCGAAGUCGAACGUCCACGUGUCCAUAAAUCGGCGCAUUGAGAUGCCCCCGGCGUUCCUGUUCCCGGAGACCGAGAUUCCUGCGGAUCUUAUGCAAACGGAGCAGCAACAGCAGCAACAACAACAGCAGCAGCAGCAGCAAACCCAGCAGCAGCAGAUCGCAGACGUGACGGACAGCAACAGUUGCAAGAAACCGGUCCCUGUAGCCGUGCAUCCUGAAGAGAACGUCGCCAACGACAAGCUGGAGGACUCGGACAUCGUGGACGCGUUGAACGUCAUCAACAUCGAGGACAAGCUGAAGAUCAAGGAUGCCGAUCGCAGGCCAGAGGGCGAGACGGAGAACAAGACGACGGCGGACGUGAUCAGGCGGAAGAAGGGCAACCUGAAGUCGACCACCGGGAAGGCGAACCUCUCGAGGAGGGUGUCUUUCGAUCCCCUGGCCCUUUUACUCGACGCAAGCCUAGAAGGCGAGCUAGAGCUCGUCAAGAAGACUGCCAAGGAAGUCGCCAACCCCAGCUCUGCCAACGACGAGGGCAUCACUGCCCUGCACAACGCCAUUUGCGCGGGUCACCUGGAGAUCGUCAAGUUCCUCGUAGAGUUUGGGUGCGACGUCAACGCGCAGGACAGCGAUGGAUGGACGCCCCUCCAUUGCGCCGCCAGCUGCAACAACCUCGCCAUGGUGAGGUUCCUGGUGGAGCAUGGGGCUUGCAUUUUUGCGACCACCCUGUCCGACCACGAGACCGCCGCCGAGAAGUGCGAAGAGGACGAGGAGGGCUUCGAUGGGUGCUCGGAGUACUUGUACAGUGUACAGGAGAAAUUGGGCAUCAUGAACAACGGCCAAGUCUUCGCGGUCUUCGACUACGACGCGCAGCACAGCGACGAGCUCUCCCUGAAGAAUGGAGAUUCCCUGGUGGUUCUUCGAAAAGGAGACGACAACGAGAGGGAAUGGUGGUGGAGCAAACUCGGCCACAAGGAGGGCUACGUGCCUCGCAACUUACUAGGCCUUUACCCCAGAGUGCAGCCGGCCAAGGCGGACUGAAGAUCUUCCGUAUCUGCAAGCAACUAGUAAUAUCCGAACAUUUAUCACCACAGUAUUCAAUUUGCAGCUUUAUCGUUAGGUAUUGUAGAUUAGUACGUUAUAAAUAUUAUUUUAUUUAAUGACCACGCGGGUCACGCGUCCGUGGAGAGCGCUAAAUUCGAGGUUUUUUUUUUUUGUUCUCAAAGUUUUAUACGAUUAAGCUAGCGGGACGUCGACGGUCGGCUCCGUGCCGGGAACGCCUCCGUUCCUUCUCUCUUCUUCCUACCUUUUUUUUUUCCUUCUUCGUUCUUUUAAUUUCAAAUUACGACGCCCCAUAAAUCGUUCCAACCGAGCCCGUACGCGUUAUUAUACAGUGUAGCCGCGCGCGAAAUUAUUUUUAUUAUCUCCCUGUAGCGUAUGCAACUUUUAUAUUACAGAACCGAAGCUUGAGAGAGAGAGAGAGAAAUAGGGGGAGAAGCAAUUGCGUUACCUUGCGAGACUCGCUUGGGAUUAAGGGGACGUGAAAGUCACAUCCGAGAAGUCGAUCGUUCAUGUAACUUUUCUCCAAAGAAGCUGUACCGAAUCGUUUCAGACUUUGUAACAUGAACACGGAGGCUACAAGUAAGGCUCUGGCACUCAUGAAAUUUCACUCUUCUUUAUUAUAAAGAAUUUAAAAAAUAUCUAUGAACAAAUUUAAAAAAAAAUGGAAAUUUCAUGGGCGUGAGCACUUUCGUUAUAGAGUUCAUAUUCACGUUGUAAAGUUGAAAACGAUUCGGUACACCCGGUUAGGAGAAAAGUUUCAUAAACGAGAAGUCUCCGAUGCCACUUUCGCAUCGCCUUAACCACGUAAGGAUUAUUCUUCGUUUCGAUCCUUUAGAUCUUGAGGCCGACAGCCAGGAAGUGCAUAAAAAUAGAGAGCUGGAUGACACGUUCGGCUCUGUAUUUAUUAUUGUAACUUAGGCGAUAUCGUCGCAGGAAUCAAUCGGAGAAAAUGUAGGCCCAGGAUAUUCUGUCGAGGAGUUGAAGAACGCGCAUCUCGAGGAAGGGACGCGCUUCGUCGAGAGCAAGGGUCGGCCGGAUUUGCGCGACAAUGGAGGACAGUCCGAUCCGAGUCUUACUUCCGCUGAUCCUUCGAAAUGUUCACUUUCUUUUAGAUUUUAACUUGCCAAGCAUAUACUCUGUACAUACUGCGCGUGACCAAUCAGUACCCGCGGAUAUCGUGUUCUCCGAUUCCGGCGCGAUCGGGACCUUUCGCCCAUUGCGACGUUGUAAACUUUUUAGAUUUGUUUCACCUAAACGACCUAGUUUAGAUGAAGUCAGAUUUCUUUUGUUCCGUACAAAACACCUCUUGUUACGUUUUACUGCGAGAAAUUUUCCAAGUCCGACCGAGCGCCUUGGACUUUGAAAAUGUUCCUAAAGGUAUAUGUAUUCUAAGCUUGCCAAUAUGUAUAUUUUUAAAUCCCAUCCGGGCCGUUCACCGCUGGCUCGAGGAUCCCUGAAAUUUCGGUAAAGAUUAGCUCUUCCGUCUAGAGAAAUUUUUUUUUUCUUAGGCCGUAGCGAUCGAUACGUAGAUUCUAAUUGCGUUGUUGUAUAAGUAGACAUCACAUUCUCAUUACACGCGACACAUAACACGGUCACGGGCCUGACGGAAAAUAUUGAUUACUGAUAAAUGAAAUACGUGCCUUUAAAAGUAAUAAUGACGACAUUAUGUAAAAGAUUGCACGAUAUAUUAUGAUGAAUAAAUUGUUUUUACUAAAACUUA
Molecule: messenger RNA, 5941 nt
Organism: Orussus abietinus
Lineage: Eukaryota; Metazoa; Arthropoda; Insecta; Hymenoptera; Orussidae
Product: apoptosis-stimulating of p53 protein 1
Exons: 11
Coding region: 550-4200 (1216 amino acids)
Biological process (GO): regulation of apoptotic process
Cellular component (GO): nucleus
Molecular function (GO): p53 binding
Source: RefSeq, a predicted model, not a curated record